Molecule: messenger RNA, 1974 nt
Organism: Pectinophora gossypiella (pink bollworm)
Lineage: Eukaryota; Metazoa; Arthropoda; Insecta; Lepidoptera; Gelechiidae
Exons: 3
Coding region: 149-682 (177 amino acids)
Biological process (GO): centriole replication; mitotic cell cycle
Cellular component (GO): centrosome; centriole
Molecular function (GO): calcium ion binding
Source: RefSeq, a predicted model, not a curated record
UAUCUGUCACACGAGUGUCAAGAAUCGAUCGAUCUUUUUGUUUGUUGUUGUAUUUUGUUCACAUAAAAUAAGAUCUAAAAUAGUUAUAUUUCACAAAUAUCGAAAUCUACAAAAAUCAUUAAAGGUUUCGAUAGUCUGCUAAGUCGCAAUGGCUACUGCCGUUAGUGCCGUCCAAAAAAAGCCAGCAACGAAUAAUUUACCUGGGGCAGUACGCAAGAAGUCUGGUCCCAAAUUCGAACUAACAGAAGAACAGAGGAGGGACAUAAAAGAGGCUUUUGAUCUGUUUGAUACAGAGAACACAGGGAAAAUUGACACCAAGGAACUGAAGGUAGCGAUUCGGGCUUUAGGCUUUGAACCUAAAAAGGAAGAGAUCAAGAAAAUGAUAGUGGAAAUUGACAAAGGAGAUGGCAAGGUCUCAUUUGAAGAUUUUCUUGAACUGAUGACUGUAAAGAUGGCAGAAAAAGAUACAAAGGAAGAGAUCAUGAAGGCGUUCAAACUGUUUGAUGAUGAUGAAACAGGAAAGAUCUCCUUCAAAAAUCUAAAGAGGGUGGCGAAAGAGCUGGGUGAGAAUUUAACAGAUGAAGAGCUCCAUGAGAUGAUAGAUGAAGCAGACCGUGACGGUGAUGGAGAGAUCAACCAGGAGGAGUUCCUACGUAUUAUGAAGAAAACAAGUCUUUACUAAAUCUCAGUCCAGUGGAUAAAAUAGGAUGCUACAUAUCGUCGCUUUAUAGCGAAAACCACAAGCACCUUUUUAAAAAAUCACAUUCUAAUUGACAAAACCUUAUAUUCUUUCAAUAAAUUUUCAUUCCAGUUAAAAAAUUUUUAGUUGUAUUGAAAUUAGCUUGUCUAUUGCAUGCUUUUGUUGUGUUGGCCUGACGGGGUGCCCUCCCUGAGGUGGUCAGCAACAUCAAAGGACUGUUAGACUUUCUUGGGGAAUUAGGCUGGCUGGAGUAAUCCAUAGCCGUUUCAGGUAUCACACAAAAUAGGCGCUCAGACGUCGAGUUGCGGAAAACGGCCCCCAAAUACCAAUACCAAUGCUUUUGUUAAAAAUUGCAUCCAAAUGUGGUUUUUCAAAAAGGUGCUUACAUGGUUUUCCGUAUAAGGUGACAAUAUUUCACUUUGGAAUAUUGACUGUUCUGCAUGUCUUAUGUCCACAUAUCUGAUGUUACCUGUAAUAGUACUGGCUAAGCACCGUUAUAAUAGUUGAUAUGGACUGUAUGCUGGAUUUCAAAAGGCAUAAAACAUUUUUUGGGACAUCUAUUGGUGAUUCUUUGAAUUUGCCUUUUUUAGUUUCCAAGACUGGCCUAUUAAUUCAAAAACUAUGAUGUUACAUAAUAAUACUCUACUAAAUAGUCAAAUAGCUACUGUUAAUUGAAUUUGGAUGUUUUUAAUUUAGUAUUGUAACAAUACAAGAGGUAAUUUCUAAGAACCACCAUAUUGGGGCAACUGGCAACUUCUGAAGCAUUUAGUGUUAUAAAAUGAGGGUAUUUUUGAAAGAGUAGACAAAGUCAAGAGAAACUUAAAAAGUCUAUUUAAUAAAUAUUAUUGGAUUUGCUGGUCUUCCUAGGGUAAGCAGUGAAUGGGACACCCUGUUCACACAAUACAUGUCAAUAGCCUUAGCUGGUUGGCAUUUAUUUUCAGACCAAAGAAAAUUUCCAUUCCACUUUUCUUGCUUUUGUACUAUGUAAGAACCCACCGCACACUGUUUAAGAAUUCUAUGUUAUUUACGCAUUUCUAUUUAAGGUAAUUAUUUGUUUAUAAUAGGUAUAUUAUCUGGUUGAAUCUAUUAUAAUAGAGUGAUACUAUAGUAUCAAGUACAAAAACUGUUUUACUUACUUGUUUAAGGCACAAAAUAUAGGCUUAAUUGAAUGUAAUUCACUGAUACCAAUGUGUACAUUAGUUAGGUAAGUUAAGAGGCAUUUGUUUUAUAAUAAUUGUUUCAUGUGGAGGUAAAUUACAUUUUAUGGCACUGCA